Molecule: messenger RNA, 1653 nt
Organism: Drosophila bipectinata
Lineage: Eukaryota; Metazoa; Arthropoda; Insecta; Diptera; Drosophilidae
Gene: ppk25
Product: pickpocket 25
Biological process (GO): sodium ion transmembrane transport
Cellular component (GO): plasma membrane
Molecular function (GO): ligand-gated sodium channel activity
Source: RefSeq, a predicted model, not a curated record
GCACGAACUUUUCGAGCCAGUACUGAAGGGCAGCCUGAAUGUCCCGAACCUGGACGGUCGCUACAAACUGGUCCUGACCAUAGACGCCAUCGACAAGAACAACGUGAAGCGACCGGUCACCGCCUGCACCGAGUUCCGGGGCAUCGUCAAAAGGUCCUAGUUUCGACAAUUAUAUAUGCAUGCUGACCUUACAGCGAAACCCCAUUAAAGUUAAUUAUCGAACAUGAAUAUCUGGUGGCAUUACUCGGGUUGGUUGCUUGGUUGGUUGGAUCAUCCUUUCAGUUCAUCAUGGAGUCCCCCAGCAAGAAGACGAAGGAAGCGCACGACUGGGAGGCGGAAGUGUGCCAGGAGUCGUCCAUCCACGGAAUGCCCUAUGUGGCCCGCAAGGAUCUGCACUGGUCCGAGCGCAUCUUCUGGCUGGCGGUGGUGGUCACAUCCGCCUACUACGCCAUCGACACCUGCCUGGCCCAGUGGCAGAGGUUCCGCAACAAUCCCAUCGUCUACGAGUACGAGUACCUCUCCGGGCUGCGAAACUUUACCUUUCUGGGACUGACCCUCUGCACCAACUACGAGGACGCGGAGCAGGUCGAUAUGCUCAUCAAAAUAAUCUGGGGAAUAGAUCCGGUGAAGGAUCCCACCAAGGCAGCCUACUACGAAAAGUUCCUCUACAUCCUGAACCGUCUGGAGUACACCAACCUGGACACACUGACGCCCUUUGAAAACGACUCCAGCCUGGACAACUUGGACUAUGUGGACAUGAUCCUCAAGCUGCAGUCGAAGGUUCUGCCGCCACCAUGGCCCAUCCUUCUGGCGCCGAUCAUCACGGAGGUGGGCUUGUGCCAGACCACCAGCCAGUUGUUUCACUUUGCGAAUCCCUAUGGGUGGGUCGAGACCCUCAAUGUAACUCCCGUGCGAGAAUGCGGUUUCUUCAACGACUGCCAGUUCAUGCACAAGCCCUUCAAUAGCAUCUUCACCCAUGUCUACAUGUACUUGCAUGACGUGAACGAGAUGAUGCUGCCCCACGACAGUCGCACUCUGACCUUCAAUGCCAAGACCAAGAGCUCCUAUGUCCUCAAGUUGCUGGUGAACUCCAUCUCGGCAGAUGGGGAGGUCCGGAACUUGCCGGUGGCCUACCGAAAGUGUCGCUACCACGACGAGAACAACCUCAAGUACUACUGGCCCUAUCAUCCCAGUCUGUGUCGCCUGGAGUGCCGCAUCGACUGGGCCCUGACCCUCUGCCAGUGCAAGCCCUACUUCUAUGCCGCCGGCCCUAAGGAUUCCAUUUGCAACAUCUCCGGAAUGCUCUGCCUGGCUCGGUCCAACUGGCUGGCCAAACCCUGUCAGUGCUUCCCCCUCUGCAAGGAGAACACCUACAGCAUCAUCGAGGAGUACGAGCAGAGCGGGGGCGACCAGAACUACGUGGGUGAGCAGUUCGAACGCACCAUCAUCAUCAAGAUGGACCUGCCCAAGAUGGGCAUGAAGCGGCGAGUGGUCUUCAGCACCGAUCAGCUAAUAAUGUCAUUUGGAGGCGCCAUUGGCCUCUUUCUCGGAGCCAGCUUCAUGACCAUCUACGGUCUGGUCAGCCUUUUUCUAACAUUUUUGGCCGAAAAAUGCAAAUGUGGCUCACGGGGCAAGAAAACCAGCCACCAGUAG